Zootoca vivipara (common lizard) is the source of this 5633-nucleotide messenger RNA. The record is from RefSeq and is a predicted model, not a curated record. Lineage: Eukaryota; Metazoa; Chordata; Lepidosauria; Squamata; Lacertidae.
UUAGGGAGAUGGUUGUGUGUUUUUUUUAGGGGUGUUGCUGUUCAUUGAAUUGUUUCGUGGCGGAGAUCAGCGCCUGCGGAGCCUGUCUGCUCAAAGAGGAUUUAGGCGAGAAGACCCGAGACGGGGAAGCAGGAAGGCAAAAGUGGGGGGUUUUCAUGGAAUAAUAUGCAAAGGAUGAUGACUAGGAAGACAGCCUAGUUUGUGGAUCCUGAAAAGCAGGAUUUUGCAAGCAAGCAAGCUGUGCAAUCAGUGAUUUAUCCUGCUUGUCUUUUUUUAAUAAAAUGUUCUUCUGUUCAAAUUAUAAAAAGGUUUUAUCCUGUUUUUCAAGAUCCUCGAAGGUUUUGUGUUGCUGAUAGAGCUAUAUUGUGUUGUUGUUGUUGUUGUUGUUGUUGUUGUUGUUAUUCCCAGACACCCCAAAUAUCUGAGGGGAGCAGGUCGGGAGUUGCAAACUUGCGAAAGGUGCACUUAUUUAUUGACACCUCACACGUGUGUUUUUGGAACCCACCCAGUUUUCGGCGUCCGAAAUUGGUUUAAACUAUUUUUAAAUCUGGAUUUUAAACAGUUGUAACCUGUCCUGCUACUGAAGGGAUGGCAAUAAGCAGCCACCACCGCAAUAAUCCUAAUAAUAAUAUUUAUUAGUAACAAAUGUUUUCGCUAUUUUUAAUUUAAAAAUUUACUUUUUUGGUAAGCUGCCUUGAGACCUGCCGGUGAAGGGUGGGCAAUAAAUGGGCGAUGUGAAGCUCAAGAGCAGCGGGGACACUUAAUCCAUGGUGCUGCCUAUCAUUCUCCUGCUGCUGACGACACACGCUUCCCUUCCCAACCUAAGAAAGGAAGAACCCGAAAACGCACCAUUUUUAAGGACCAUGCGCCAAGAUGGUGCUUUUUGCAUAUGGUGGUGGAUUUAAACCUGUUCCAAACUGCCUCAUUGAAUUUGGCAAUGCUGAGGGCACCUCAUGGUCAAGAUGGCCUGUUUCUCAUAGAAUCAUAGAAUUGUAGAGUUGGAAGGGACCCAAGGGGUCAUCUAGCCCAACCCCCUGCAAUGCAGGAAUCCUGCCCACAGCCAUCCCUGGGUGGGCUUGAACCAACAGCCUUCUGGUUAACAGCCAGGCAGGCGCACUGACCCAUUGCCCCACCUCUUACCUCUCUUGGGAUCCUUAACCGUUUCAGGUGUCGUUGCCGUUGAUGGACUGGGCCGCUACCUUCCCCGAGGCAGAGGAUGCUCCUUCAGACAGUGCACAGAGGCUCGUGUCCCAGGGAGUCAAGCAAGAGGAUGGCCAAGAUUUGCUGGGAGGAUGCUGGGAAAGGGGAAAUGAAGGUGAACCAGGAGGAGCGUCUACAAAAAUAGAAGACCUAGACGUGGAUGUUAGCACCAGUACUCAAGAUGAAGCAACGAGGCACCAAGGCAGAAAAAUGCCCACCAGAGAUAAGCGCGGGAAUCCCUCCAAUGACAGCAAAGAUGGGGAGGCCCACAAAACCCCAGCCCAUCUAGAUGUGCAGGAGGAAAAGAGAAGGAACAAGUGCCCUGUGUGCGGGAAAAUGUUUUGUUCUAAAUCACGCCUUAAAGUACAUCAGAGAAUCCACACCGAGAAGAGGCCCUAUCAGUGCUUUGAGUGCGGGAAGAGUUUUAGGCAGAGCGGGCAUCUCUCUCAACAUCAGAGGAUGCACACGGGAGAAAAACGGUACAAGUGCUUGGAGUGUGGGAAGAGCUUCAGCCAGAGCACCUACUUUAUCCUGCACAAAAUAACCCACACGGGAGAGAAGCCGUUCACGUGCCUGGAGUGCGGCAAGAGCUUCAGUCACAGCAGGCGGCUCACCAUACAUCGCACGAUCCACACAGGGGAAAGGCCGUACAAGUGCAAGGAGUGCGGGCAGAGCUUCAGCCAGAGCACGCACCUUACAUCUCACCAGAGAAUCCACACCGGGGAGAAGCCGUACAAAUGCCAGGAGUGCGGGAAAUGCUUCAAUCAGAGCACGCACCUCACUUUGCACCGGAGGAUCCACACCGGGGAGAAACCUUACCAGUGUUUGGAGUGUGGGAAGUCCUUCAGCCAGAGGCCGCACCUUACUUUGCACCAGAGAAUCCACACGGAGGAGAAGAUGUACAAAUGCUCAGAGUGCGGAAAGAGCUUCCAUCGAAGCGACCACCUGACUUCGCAUCUGAGAGUGCACACAGGGGAGAAGCCGUACCAGUGCUCACAGUGUGGGAAGAGCUUUAGCCGAAGUGCAAUCCUGACUAAGCAUCAGAUAACCCACAAAGGCAGAGAAACUCCCGUGGGAACAGAGGAAGGCUCCGCCUGAGCAUUUCCUGGGGUCCACUUCCUCCUUGGAAAUUCUAGCCGGUUGUGACGCACUGCCGUUCCAGUUACGAUGCGGCUCCAGAGAGAGGGUUGACAUGUGAUUACAUUGUAUAGCAGCACGAUCCUUGGGUAUCCUGGAUCAAAUGGAAUGUGCUUCAAAUGUCAUUCAUACGCUCUUUACACUAGAGUUGGAGAAUCCCAUAGCUGUCCUCUGGAUCAAGUCCCCUUAAGCCCCAGUCAGUAUGGCUGAUGGUCGGGAAUUACGAGUGUUGUAGCCCAAUAGAAUCAUAGAAUCAUAGAGUUGGAAGAGACCACAAUGGCCAUCCAGUCCAACCCCCUCCCAAGCAGGAAACACCAUCAAAGCAUUCUUGACAUAUGCCUGUCAAGCCUUUGCUUAAAGACCUCCAAAGAAGGAGACUCCACCACACUCCUUGGUAGCAAAUUCCACUGCCAAACAGCUCUGAGGGUUAAUAACUUCCGAAUAACUUCUGAGGGUUCACAGGUAUCCUAUCCUUACUGCAGAUCAGUGGUUCCCAAACUUUUUUCGGGUCAGCGUUUCAGUAAACUUGAAACCCUUUCAAAAGCAUUAUUCAGGAUAGCAGUUUGCACAACUCACUUAAGACAUUAACACAACAAAAUUCCAAACAGCAACAAUUAAAGUGCACGUUGAUUUAAAAUCCAAUUUAAAUGACUUAGUUUAUUUAACAAACCGGUGAACUUGAUCUGUUUUGUUGUAGGUUUUUAAACAGGUUGAGUGGUUUUCUGUCGUGGUUGCUUUAGCUGUGAUUCCUGCACUGCAGGGGGUUGGGCUAGAUGACCCCUGGGGGUACCUUCCAAUUCUCCUGUUGCCUCUUAGCCCCCAGCUGGGAAAUCCCACUCACCCCAGGGGGUGGUACUACCCAUUUUGGGAACCACUGAUCUCGAUUAAAGAACUCAACAUACCGUAGGUGGAAAAUCCUGUAAAAUGAAAAUUGUAUUGCUCACAUAGCACAUUCCCAGCCACGUUCUUUAUUAGCCUUUUUCAGCCUAGUGCCCUCCAAAUAAUUCAGACUAUUUUGCUGUCUCUUUCUCUGCAAAAAGUCACCUGGAGUUUGAGGGAUCCUUUCCUCUCUGCCCCAGAUGGUAGCUUCUAUUUAAACAAAAAACCAAAACCAAAGGGGUUUGUCGAUAAGCAGCUAGGGUACUUCUUUCAAGUAGAUGGGCUGGUGGAAGUAUGUAAAAUGUAUAAAAUUGCCUUAUUUCAUCCUUUCUUUGUCAAAUCAUUCCAGUUUUAUUAGUUUCAGACUAAGACCUGAGAGACCUGGGCUCAGAUCCCCACUUAGCCAAGAAAGGGAGGCAAAUAUUGGCAGCCUACCUCCCGGGGUUGUUGUUACGAAUAACACGAUCACAGUCGUUCAAGACCAGGCAUAGGCAAACUCGGCCCUCCAGAUAUUUUGAGACUACAAUUCCCAUCAUCCCUGACCACUGGUCCUCUUGGCUAGGGAUUAUGGGAGUUGUAGUCCCAAAACAUCUGGAGGGCCGAGUUUGCCUAUGCCUGUUCAAGACCCUGGAAGGCAGGUCUUGUCUUGUAUAUUCUUCGAAUGAAUUUUUAAAAGAACGAGGAAGCAAAUCCUGCUAUUUGUUUUUAUCCAUUUGUACAUCGUUGGUGAUAUUAAUAAAGAAACGAGCCUGUCUUGGGUAGUAAAAUGCAUGACUGAAAGCUACUCUGGAAAGCUUGGAGUGGGGGGAAGAGAACUGUUACCAUGGGAUAGGAUGGGGGAAAUGGCCCUUGCCUUGUGCAACCGGCUUCCUGUAUUUGCAACAGGAUGGUCGUUAUCAUACACUUCUAGUCCCAGGGAACAUUUAUUCAGGAGAGAAGUGAAGUUACAGGGAGAGCCUUCUCAGCUGUGGCACCCUCCCUGUGGAACGCCCUCCCAUCAGAUGUCAAAUAAACAACUACAUAUCUGACUUUAAGAAGACAUCUGAAGGCAGCCCUGUUUAGGGAAGUUUUUAAUGUUUGAGAUUUUAUUACGUUUUUAUAUUUUGAUGGAAGCUGCCCAGAGUGGCUGGAGAAACCCAGACAGAUGGGUGGGGUAUCAAUAAUGAAAUUAUUAUUAUUAUUAUUAUUAUUAUUAUUAUUAUUAUUAUUAUUAUGCCACACAGGUGCGUCUGUCAAGGUGGCUGGCACACACACAUUCACAGAAGGACGAGUUCAUUGCCCCAUCAGCCUUCUGAUCAAUCCUAGGUAACUUGGGCAAGCCACAAAGGGUAAAGUUCAAUUCACAGUACAGCCACACACACCAACUGAUACAACAAAAUACAAAUACAACAUUUAACAGUAAGUCAGAAAGUGAGAAAAGCCUGCGGGAGGUCAAUGGUCCAUCAAGUUCAGUUUCCUGUUCUCAAGGUGUCCAAGCAGAUGACUCAAUUCCGCUGGUCUCUGCGCUGUUCCAUAAAAUAAAAAAGGUAAAGGGACCCCUGACCAUUAGGUCCAGUUGUGACCGACUCUGGGGUUGCAGUGCUCAUCUCGUGUUAUUAGCCGAGGGAGCCAGCGUACAGCUUCCAGAGCAGCACACGGAAACGCCGUUUACCUUCCCGCUUUACCUUACCUAUUUAUCUACUUGCACUUUGACAUGCUUUCGAACUGCUAGGUUGGCAGGAGCCAAACACAUUAAAAAUACAUUAAAAACACCUGGCCUACAGCUCUCCUCAGGCUGUACUACAGUCAAACCUCAGUUAUCAAACAUACUCUGUUCUGGAAGCCCAUUCAGCUUCCGAAACGUUUGACAACUGAGGCGCGGCUUCUGAUUGGUUGCAGGAGCUUCCUGCGCUCAAGCGGAAGCUGCAUUGGAUGUUCGGCUUCGGAAAAACGUUCGAAAACAGGGAGCAUUUGCUUCCGGGUUUUCGGCGUUCAGGAGCUGAAACGUUUGGAAAUGGAGCUGUUCGAGAACCGAGGUUUGACUGUAUUUAGCUGCAUUUUAUUCAUUCAACAAAUGUUGUGUAUCACUUGACUGCAAAUGAAACCUCAGCAGUUUACAAAGCAGAUGAAAAAUGUCUGUAGAAACCAAUGUAAGUAACAAGUUUAUAUAAAAAGGUGAAGAACCAGGAGUUUAAAAAGUAUACGUUCUAAACUAGUAUUCCAGAUUAAAACACACAUCAAUUUCACAUGUCCAGGUAGGAUUCCCUAAACAGAAAAGAUUUUAGCAGGUGCUGAAAAGGCACCUGCCUAAUGUCAAUGAGCAGGGAAUUCCGAAGUGUAAAAGCUGUCACACCAAAAGUGUAGAAUGAGCAUUAUUCUCAGCCCACCUUAAAAAAAAAAAACUACGCUUCCCAGGAUUCUUUGCAGGAAGCCAUGAC